CUUCCACCAUCAACAAAGCUUAUGCUUUAUUCCAAUCAUUGAAAUGAUUGGUAAUGCUGAGGGCCAGCUUGAGAUUUUAUCAAGCGUCGCUGCAGAUCAGCAAAGCUGAAUUUCUAGAUGCUUUCACCCGCGUAUACCCUCAAGCGUUGCAGGAUGGGCCAAAGAAACUUGGCCUCGCCGUUAGCGGUGGCGUGGAUUCAAUGGCGUUAGCGUUCAUGUGUUGCGAAUAUCUCCCACGUGACCGCUUAGAGCUUCAUGCUUUGAUCGUAGAUCAUGGGCUGCGUCCUACGAGUAGUCAAGAGGCUAGCCAGACAAGUAAAGUUUUAACGUCACGACUAGGUUUGUUCUCACAUUUAGUCCUAGAUCGUGGUAAAUUGACCCAUGUAAGGUAUCAGGUCGCAUGUUCUUACACUUGAAAAACAAGGACGAGAUUUGAAAGCGCUUGAGACGAAAGCAAGGCUAUGGCGAUACAACGCUUUGGUGGAAUGCUGUAGAUCGGAGGAUAUCAGAGAUAUUAUGACUGCCCAUCACCUUGGUGAUCAGUACGAAACCAUUUUAAUGAGGUUGGCCAUGGCUGGCUCUUCAUUUCAUGUCCGCGAAAUUUCUCAAGCACCACGGAGCUUGAAUCACUUCGCGAAAGAGAGUCUACGCUGUGGUUGGAGCGUGCCCAGUCCCAAAAGCGUUGAGUGCUUUGGCGUUCUAGGGAUUCCCAAUCUUCGCAUAUCUUUGAGGCGGCCACUGUUAAAUUUCUCAAAGGAGCGACUGAUUGCUACCUGUCAUGCUGCUAACAUACCAUGGGUCGAGGAUGAAAGCAACGCAGAUCGAAAGUUGACACCCAGAAACGCUGUCCGCCACAUUGUUCGAAAACACGCACUUCCCGGCGCUCUUUCACAAAGCUCUCUCCUAGAAAUGGCCAGGCAUGUGGGAAGGAGGACUGCAGCUGUGCAUUCCAUCUCCAAGAAGAUCCUUCAAGGGACGGAUCUUAAGCUGGAUGUUCGGACAGGGUCGGUAGUAGCGACGCUGCCUACGCUUGAGACGGUAGAAACAAUGCUUCAUGUGUCCGGGUUCCCAUCCUUGCAACCCUCCACAGCGACUUUGUCGUGGGUGAUCGGGACAUACUUGCGAAGUAUAGCGUCACUCGUUAGUCAUAAGGACGAAGCCCAUCAAGCCGUCUACUCAGGAAAAUUGAGCCAUCUUUUUGGCUCUCCAAAAGAACUCAAGUCCUUUACGUUCAGUCAUGCGCUCUUCGAACCGCUUUCAAAUAAUCGCUGGAUUGCGUCGAGUCAACCGAUGAGGGCAAAUGGCUUGCAUAAAACUCGACUCGAGCACGCAUGUAUUCGUUAUCCAUAUGUUCUGUCACCGGACCAAAGCCGCUACAAAGACUUCGAUGGACGUUGGUGGGUUCGUGUAGAGAACCCUUCAGACGACACGACACUGGCCUUACGCUACAUGUAUCUUGAGGACCUAAGGAGUCUUUUGCAGCGAUUAAAAUCAGGAGAGAUCCAUAUCAGAGAUGUCAAUGACCCGCUUGGAUCUCCAAGAAAUUUGAACACUAUCUUAGACUCACUAGGGCCAUAUCGUCUCCGUUGGUGGCUUCCCAUAAUCGUACAGCGAUCAAGCGACUUCGAUACCUAUCUACAACGCCUCUCCCCGCUAGAGCAACUUCUUGAGGCUUCCAACCCAAGAACCCCGGGAGCUGAAAGUAUUGUCGCGUUUCCAACUUUGAAUCUUCGAAUUGGUGGGAAUGAGAAUGCUGUACCCAGAUGGGUUAAGGAUCUGAAGUGGGAAAUGUAUUACAAAUCAUUGGACGAUUUUGAGGACCGACUAGAAAAUAUGAUAGUUUUGCCCACAACAAAGGAAAGUAAAGGGCUCGUAGGAUAGCAUCCACAUGUACGCCCUCUCGUGGAUAUCAUUGUCAAAGGGAUUGUAACGCUAGACAGUGGAUGGCAUAUUGCAAGAUCUUCAGAUUCA
This is a messenger RNA of Verruconis gallopava, 1971 nucleotides long. RefSeq lists its product as hypothetical. Bases 517 to 1881 code for a protein of 454 amino acids. Gene Ontology annotation, molecular function: ligase activity, forming carbon-nitrogen bonds; ATP binding. Gene Ontology annotation, biological process: tRNA processing. NCBI's taxonomy places the organism in Eukaryota, Fungi, Ascomycota, Dothideomycetes, Venturiales, Sympoventuriaceae. The record is from RefSeq and is a predicted model, not a curated record. The transcript has 2 exons.